AUGAUCGGAGGAGCAGAAGAGUGGGAAGUCAAAGAAAUUGUGAAGGAACGGAACAUCGGCCAAGGGAAGCAGUACUUGGUCAAAUGGAAGGGAUGGCCACAUAGCGAGAAUACAUGGGAACCAUCACAUCAUCUUACCCAUGCAAAGAAGGUCCUGAGGGCUUGGCAGAGGAAACAAUCUGACCCAGACACAUGCAUUUGUUUCCUGCCAACACUCAAAGCUGGACAUUGGGACUAUCUCAUUCACUGCUACAAACCCAAAGACGAGUGCCUCCCAUAUCCCCAACAACAACUCUUUGACCCUUACAAAAAUGUCUUCACACCCAUUGGCCCAGUCAAUGAGGACAUCGACCCUAGAGAGGGGGUAAUGUCAUAG
Mycena citricolor is the source of this 375-nucleotide messenger RNA. NCBI's taxonomy places the organism in Eukaryota, Fungi, Basidiomycota, Agaricomycetes, Agaricales, Mycenaceae. The record is from the annotation of a GenBank genome assembly.